AAAGGAGCGGACGUGAACGCCAAGGAUAGGUCGGGGCAGACAGCGUUGCACUGGGCGGCAGUGCGAGGUGGCAUCGCUGUUGCUGACGUGUUGCUGCAACGUGGCGCUGACGUGGAGGUUGCGGAUUCACACGGCUACAGAACCACACACGUGGCAGCACAGUACGGGCAGACGGCCUUCCUAUACCACAUCGUGGCCACGUGGGGGGGCUUGGCUGAUACCACUGACAACGACGGUCGCACCCCGCUGCACUGGGCGGCCUAUAAAGGCUUUGCGGACCCCAUCCGUCUGCUUCUCUUCUGUGACGCGUACCUCUCCCGCCCCGACAAGGAGGGUUGCACACCCCUGCACUGGGCGGCAAUCCGAGGGAAUCUCGAUGCGGUUACCCUAUUGGUCCAGGCUGGCAGCAAGGACGAUCUGAUUGCCACGGACUCCACUGGGAGCAUGCCAGCUCAGCUCGCAAGCGAUAAGGGCCACCGCCACGUGGCGCUUUUCCUGUCAAAUGCGCGCAAGGUGUUUGAUGCACGGCACGACACCAAGGGGCUGGCAGGCAAGAUGGCGAGAUACGGCCUGGCACCCGUGCUCUGGGCUGUCAUCAUCGGGCUGCUCAUCGGCUUCACAAACGCUGUCGUCUUCUCCACCACGCUCCCGGUGAUAACAGCGACCAUGGCAGCAUGGGCGUGGGCCGUCUUCAUCUGUGCCGGCACUGGCAUGUACUUUCUCUACCGCUCCUCCACGCAAGAUCCAGGCUAUGUGCAAUCGCCACGGCUGCAUGGUUCUAAGAAGGAGCAGCAAGAGGAAAUGGAACCACUGAAAGCGGACUACAUGGAUCCAGUGCUGCAGUCGGGUCAAUGGUCACAACUGUGUGUCACCUGCCGGAUCAUGCGGCCAAGGCGGUCGAAGCAUUGUUCCAUCUGCAACACGUGUGUCACACAGUUCGACCACCAUUGCCCCUGGAUCUCCAACUGUGUGGGCAAGCGCAACAAGUGGCAUUUCCUCAUGAUGCUCGUGCUUGAAAUGGCCGCCAUGAUCAUCGCCCUCUCCCUCGCCUUCGGCCGCCUGAUGAACCUGGAAGGGGCGCCAGCAGCGGGGGUGGGGUGGCUGGGCUACGUGGCAAUGCACCACACCGGAGCGCUGGUGUUCAUAAUCGCGGAUGGCUUCAUGCUGCUGUCCGUGCUGGGGCUUGUUGUGUCACAAGGCUCUCAGGUGGGUGAGAGCUGA
Molecule: messenger RNA, 1221 nt
Organism: Closterium sp. Naga37s-1
Lineage: Eukaryota; Viridiplantae; Streptophyta; Zygnematophyceae; Desmidiales; Closteriaceae
Source: the annotation of a GenBank genome assembly